Molecule: messenger RNA, 3813 nt
Organism: Armigeres subalbatus
Lineage: Eukaryota; Metazoa; Arthropoda; Insecta; Diptera; Culicidae
Gene: Ets98B
Product: DNA-binding protein D-ETS-4
Exons: 5
Coding region: 724-2433 (569 amino acids)
Biological process (GO): cell differentiation; regulation of transcription by RNA polymerase II
Cellular component (GO): nucleus
Molecular function (GO): DNA-binding transcription factor activity, RNA polymerase II-specific; sequence-specific DNA binding
Source: RefSeq, a predicted model, not a curated record
CGAUCACCUUCGCGUUUAUUCACGAGUCGAGAGUUGAACAGAGCGGAGUGAUUAUUGCUACUUUCGCGAAGAUUUUUUUUGUCCUUCCCAAUUGUGCCCAAACAUAUUGAAAGUCUAGAGAUUAUCAACGAGUCGCUGAAGGAUCAUCGCCGAUCGUAUUUCGAACAAAUGUAUACAUAAUUUAAGUGCAAGCAAGCUGAGAAGAGUGAAGCCUGUGACCUUUGCGAACUAGACAAAAUAAGCGAAAAUUCGAACAAGAGGUGAUAAUUCGGUUGAACGUUCUUUAAGUGUGGCAGAUUAUCUCAGCAGUACACGAAGAUUCAGUGAAUCGGCACAAGUUCAGUAAUUGUUUACCAAGCAAGAGAAGAUGAAUUUACAUCGUUGAUAACUGUUAUCACCGCCACAAUAUAUACCCAUAAUAGCGCUGCUAGCCAAGUGAACACAUUUAACUAGCGUGCUAGUAUAAGCGUGUAGAUCAGCGAACAAAAAAACUGCAAUAAAGCUGAGAAGCGUUUGAGCAUAAACAAAGUUGCGAGUGGAAAAGCGUGCAAACGGUUGCUAUUAGUACGGAUUUAGCUAUACGAAACCAGCGGAGCAUACAAGAGUAAAAACAUAUGCUAGCAGCGAAAGUACGCAAUUAAGAAACGUUUAACUAAGUUAUUUAUUUAUUCAACGAGUGUGUAUUUAUUAAACCGCGUGUGCUAAGUUUGAUUUUAAGCAGAUAUGGCGCAAGAAAUGAUCUUCUACCCAAAGGAGGCGACUCCACAAACCGUGCCAGCUGGAAACUUUACUUCGGACUAUUUCUCUGCAUACGCAGACGAUUUUGAUCUAUCGCUGCUGACAUCGAGUGACGGCGAAGUUCCAUUAAGUCCGCAGUCGCAGCAGCAGCGCCAGCAGCUACACCUUCAACAGCUGCACUCGAUGCCCCAAAUCGGAGUGAGCGCCUCCUUGCAGUACAUUCCUGCAACGAUAUUCCACGACGUACCGGCUACGGUGCAGCAAACUCUACAACAAAUGAAACAGGAGAAAUCGUCGAACUGGGCCGAGAACAUUGCAGAAUCCACGUUGAAGUCGGCCUUAUUGGAGCAGCUUCAGGCAGGACCUCAGUACCAGUACUAUUCCAGCCCCCUGCUGAGUCCACCGCAGAAGACGUACGCCGUUUUCCCACCAUCACCAACCCCUUCCAUUCCGGACUUCCAGAGCCUUAACUUGCCGCAGGCGACUGGGAAUUUAAUCACCAUCAAACAGGAGUUCUGUUCGCUUCCUCCGUCACCACCGGAUUCGAACGGAGCUCCUUCACCCGUUCACUGCAGUGAGAUCAAAACCGAGUUCGACAUCGAACCUACAAUCGAUAUUGAUUCCCUGCUGGGCUCUCCGAAACAACCCAAGGAGGAACCAUUUGAUAAGCCCCAAGGUUUCAACAUUCUGCGGGAACACCUCCAGGACACUGGACCGCAACGUAAAUUCAAUCAAAAACCCGUUGAGCUAGAAUCAUUCAUCGGGGGCAUGAGCACGCAUGCUGAUCUCGAUACGAUCUUCGAACUUGCCCUGCAGGAAGCCCGCGAUGGAAUCCAGGCAACAUGCACUCUUCUUGGAAUCUCCCCCGAUCCCCUACAAUGGACUUCGGAUCAAGUCCAACAGUGGAUCCAACUAAUGAUGAACAAGUACAACCUACCACCGCUAAUCAACACCGCUGCCUUAUUCCCGGAAAACGGCGACCAGUUAAUUCUUCUCACGAUGGACGAAUUCGUACGGCGUAUUCCGCAGGGAGGUGACAAACUGCAUGGACAGCUGGAGCUCUGGAAGCAAAUCUUUCGCUCAACGAUUGUUGCUACCAGCACCAGCAUCGGGGGUGGAGGCGCGCCAGUGGGGGAUGCUGUUCCUGUUGCUGGUGGUCCAGCAGUGGUCCAACUGCCCCCAUCAACGAUUAUGGUGGUGCCCCAGCAGCAACAGCAACAACUGCAACCGCAGCAUCAGCAGCAGCAGCAGCAGGAUUCCGUCACAUUUGAUGUGGAUUCCGGCAACGAUGAUAUCAGUGAUGAUGACGAUGAAGACAUGCCCCUGGAAGGAACCGCCAAUCCGACCGGCCCAACCACAUCCGGUGGCCCAACCACCACCGGAAGUAAUCCCACCACCGGCAAACCCCGCCAAGGUGGAUCCCACAUUCACCUGUGGCAAUUCCUGAAAGAACUCCUGGCGACGCCGGAACAGCACGGAACCGCCAUCCGGUGGAUCGACCGUACCAAGGGUGUCUUCAAGAUUGAAGAUUCCGUCCGGGUAGCUCGUUUGUGGGGACGCCGCAAGAAUCGCCCUGCCAUGAACUACGACAAACUGUCCCGCUCGAUUCGGCAGUACUACAAAAAGGGCAUCAUGCAGAAAACCGAACGCUCCCAACGGUUGGUCUACCAGUUCUGUCAUCCCUAUUCGCUGUAAAUGUGGACGCAAGCGUAGCUUCGAGAGUGCAAUGUGAUUUAUUUGGAUGCGCGCGAACGAGUUUGAAUCCGAGUGUUUGUUUGUUUAUUCUAAGCUAUUUUAAGUUAUUUACCAUAGCGAGUGUGCGAAAUGUGAGCGUCGGAAAAAUCUCUUCCAGGAGAAAAUUAUGACUCACCGAUACUAGGUGAAAAAUUUUCUUCCAGAAAUCGAUUUUCCCCAGUGCGUGUAUGCCUGAGUAGAGCAUAAGCAGCAAAAAUCACUCUUUUGUAUUAUCGCACCAACCUCCGUCUGGCGGCAAGUGGUAUUAACUUGUCACGCGGAAGAUAAUAUUCGUAAAACGAUGUGAUUUAUAAUUUAGUCAACAGCCGUGCAGGAGGACGCUUGUUGUAGUUUUUAAGUCAGAAGGCCAAGUAUGCAACCGCGCACUGUCUGUCUGUCUAUCAUCUGUUCGCCCAAGUCCGGUGAGCUGCCGGAGCGUUAGUACAACGUCACGAGCGGAUUACCGGGAGCGUAGCCCACAGAAGCAGCAGCAGUUGCCGAGCAGGCCGGAAUCUCUAUCGCAAAGAAUCUCAAACAUGUUGUUCGACAAUGUGGGAAGCUUUAGGUGCGGUUACUCUCGGACUCACAGCGGUAUUUGCCCAUCAAGACGGAAUCAACGUUAGCCGAGUCCACCCGAAGGACGGGGAAGGUAAUUUCUUCGCUUCGUUUGGGAGCGGACAAACGGCGUGAUUCUCGAAACGAUGGAUAAAUCCAACCGGGAGGAUCCAGCAACCGAAGCGAACGAUCCCGAAUAGUAUGAGAUCUGAUUUGAACAUUUCGUGUAGGAUUUUUUGCUGUAUUGCUUACCGAAUCAUCCAAUUCUAACGGUCCUUGAACCCCACACGAUCCGUUUGUUGAUCCGAGGGGUGGUAAUAGAAGGGCCGCAGAUUGGGGGUCGGUAAUUUUGGUCCCAUAUAUCUAUGAUAUAUUUUUAUUGUAAGUUCUAUGAACGAUACAAUUAAGAUGGUAUUUAAUCCGGAGUAAAUACAUCGAUUUCAAUUCAUUUCUUCUUUAGAUAAGACUUAAGUUUGCCAAACCAUUGUAAAUAGGAAAAAACGAAAAAUCUUGCUAGGCUAUCGUUGCAAUAUAAAACGUAGAGUAAGGCGAUCGACCUCAUCUGCAGAAUAGGUCGAUCCAAAUUUAGUCGUUUCUAGAAACGAGUCAGAAGUCAGGCCAAAAGCUGUCGAUCGGAAACAAGAGCUCACUUUCCGAUCGAAGGCUUUUCCAUCCCAAUUUCUAACCGAAUAGCUUAUACCAAUUAUGUAUUUUUAAGUGAUGAACUUUGUACCAUCUUAAAAAUCACUUUAAUAAAGAUAAAAAAAAAAAAAAAAAAAAAAAAAA